AUGAGUAGCUUUGGCGAUCUGGAAGGUGGCCUUACGGACGCUGCAGCUUCAGCAGAAGCGGCAGCACUUCAUCAGUCUCAAGGCGCAUUUCUGCUACCUAACAUAGAUCAGGGCUCCACUGCUAGUGCUUUGGGUGAUCUUGGGCGGCUUUCUGCGUCAAGAGCAGCCUUGGCAGGAGGAACAGAACGGAGUGGUCACGGGCCAUCUUCAAAUUGUGCUGCUGGGCCGACAGAGCUGUUGGAUGGCGAGACGAAUUCGGCCUCAGGAAGCAGCACUACUCGACCUAUCUCUUCAUCAGUGGCGCCAGGUGGAGCGGGCACCGGGGCCAGUUGUGAGGCUCGGGUAGCAAUUAAACUCGGAGGGACUAGUUGCCAUUCUCCUCUUGGUGGAGCCAUUUACUCUCCCAUAGGUUCUUCGUCAGCGACGGCCUUGAGAUACUUGGUAAGUUGA
This is a messenger RNA of Protopolystoma xenopodis, 450 nucleotides long. The record is from the annotation of a GenBank genome assembly. NCBI's taxonomy places the organism in Eukaryota, Metazoa, Platyhelminthes, Monogenea, Polystomatidea, Polystomatidae.